Phodopus roborovskii (desert hamster) is the source of this 897-nucleotide messenger RNA. Its product is annotated as proline-rich protein 2-like. The transcript has a single exon. Bases 1 to 897 code for a protein of 298 amino acids. NCBI's taxonomy places the organism in Eukaryota, Metazoa, Chordata, Mammalia, Rodentia, Cricetidae. The record is from RefSeq and is a predicted model, not a curated record.
AUGGUGAGCCCAGGCAGGGGUCACCGGGUGACUUCCAGCCUCGCAUUCCCGGAGGGAUGGUUGCCUGGGCUGUACCCUGGAAGGCGGGAGCCGCCGGGCCACCAGGUACUAGAAGUCUGGCUGCUGCUGGGCGCGACUCCAGCCCCGAGGGCACCCAGGCCAGCUGUCGGGUUCGCGGUCCUUGGGGACCCAGCGGCAGAGCCGCGGGCUCACCUUAGAUCUCCGGCUAGUCGUGCGGCGGGCCCAAAGUGCCGCGUCCCUCGGGGACCCGGUCCGCGCGCGCGUCGCAGGAGGCGUGGAGACAGUCCUGGUUUCCGAGUGUCAGUCGCACAGCGGAUGCCCAGGAGCGCGCAGGAGCCGGGCAAGUGUCCCGGAGCCCGGCGGGGCGCGCCGCCGCUGAUCACCGCUCGAGCCCGCUGUCCCCCGCCUCCCGCCGCCCCCUCCCGCCGCCCGCACUCGGGCGCAGCCCGCGCGUCCCUCGCCCCAGCAGUGCGCGCUGCCCAGAGCCGAGCAGAGCGGGGCGGCGCGGGCCCCCGCCCUGGGCCGGGCUUUCCCAGAACUCGCCCGCGGGGUGAGAGGCCGCGAGCGCCGCCGUGGGCCGCUGGGCGACCAGGGGAGCGGCUAGUGCCUGACCCGCCCCCGACUCUGCCGCACUGGACCCGCCCCCACCACCCUGCCAUCCCGCCCUGGCAGUCCAAGCGACCCUCGCCUGGCCCCCUGGCCAAGGCGCCCAGGAGUCGCUCUCUGGCUCAGACCCAAGAGGGAGGCGGCUACAGCUGCGCCGGGUCACCCUGCUCCCGGGAGAGAGGGAACUCUGCACACCUCAGGGGGCUAGAGGUCCUCUGGCACUGUCUCCCAUCCUGCAGACCACCUAUGAGUGACAGACUCGGAAACUGA